Molecule: messenger RNA, 1381 nt
Organism: Amborella trichopoda
Lineage: Eukaryota; Viridiplantae; Streptophyta; Magnoliopsida; Amborellales; Amborellaceae
Product: serine/threonine-protein phosphatase 4 regulatory subunit-like protein
Cellular component (GO): cytoplasm; nucleus; protein phosphatase 4 complex
Molecular function (GO): protein phosphatase regulator activity
Source: RefSeq, a predicted model, not a curated record
AACCUUAGGAACCACACCCUUCUUCUUUUCUUCCUUUUCUUUUUUUAGUGUUCUGAAGUUGAAAGAAUGGACAUUUAGGAAGUAACAAGCCCUAAAUAUUUGUCACCCUCCUCUGCUUCGUAUUGGAGUGAGAGCGAGAGAGAUGCUCACGUCCUGGUAAGCCCUUGGCACGCAGGCAAAAGCUAGGCCUGAGCGCCAUUACAGAGCUAGGAGGACGUCUACCAAUGGCAGCACCGCUCCGAGCUUGAUAGGGUUUUACAAUGGAGAUGGCCUCAGUGGAAACGACCGCUUCUUUUCCUUUCAGUGGUGAAGAUCAUAUUGAAAAUGCAGGUUUUGCAGUUUCCAAUCAUAGUGAUGGUGACCAAAGGCAUGCUUGCUCAAAGGAAGGUAAAGAUAUAAUGGAGAUAAUUGCUGCCACUGGAAAAUAUUGGCAUGACUGGGACACAUUGAAACACUUGCUCUCAUUUCAUCUGAAACAGGUCUUGGCUGAGUACCCUGAGGCACAUAUGGCUAAUGAUAUCGGUCCUCGACCAAGCUCUUCAUUACUAGAGCCUUACCCAGACUUGGUGAAAAGAUUGGAUGAAGCACUACUCAACUAUGUGGAGGGUCCUCCAUUUACUCUCCAAAGGCUUUGCGAGAUCUUGUUAAACCCCCAAAGAAUAUACCCCAACCUUUCGAAACUUGCUUUAGCACUUGAAAAGAAUCUGUCUGUGACUUCAACCCUAACCAUGUGCACCGAACCAUACCCCUCCAUGGCAAGUCUGAAAUUUGAAAGAGUGCAAGAAACCAAACUAGAACACAUAGUGGAAGUAUCUAUUCCAAUACAAAAUGGAGGUGCAACCAUCGUUGGAUUUACUGAUGAAGAAAUGAUUGAUGCCACAGAAGUUGCCAAUGAAGAGAGGUCAGACACAAACCAAAGUGAAAUGUCAGAGGAAGUACCCCAGCCAGAAAACACCUUCAACCUUUCAGAUAAAUCUCUUCCCGCUAGUGAAGAUAUCAAGAAGAAUUUUCCCAUUUCUUCAGACGAAUCUCUCCCUGCAAGCGAAGAGAUAAAGAAGAGUUUUCCUGAGCUACCAGAUGAAUCCUUUCCUAAAAAUGAAGAUAUCAAGCAGGGUCCAAGCUCUUAAUACGAGAGAGAGAGAGAGAGAGAGAGAUCCCAGUGCUCCUAUUCGCGUUCUUAACUUGGAAAACAAUAACUAUAUAAACAGAAGCCAUAAAGCCAUAUGGAAUGCAAUUUGUUAUAAUCAUGUAGCUUUAUUUAAUAUACUUUUAUUUCUCUGAAAAUCACAAUGGUAUUGUUUUUUUGAGUGUUGCUGGAUUACAAUGGUCCUUCAAGACCUGCUCAAGUGCUAAAUAAAAAGAGCAUAAGAAUUUUAUUUUU